Molecule: messenger RNA, 9263 nt
Organism: Salvelinus fontinalis (brook trout)
Lineage: Eukaryota; Metazoa; Chordata; Actinopteri; Salmoniformes; Salmonidae
Product: poly(rC)-binding protein 3-like
Exons: 14
Coding region: 357-1799 (480 amino acids)
Biological process (GO): negative regulation of mRNA splicing, via spliceosome
Cellular component (GO): cytoplasm; nucleus
Molecular function (GO): mRNA binding
Source: RefSeq, a predicted model, not a curated record
AGUGGGUUUUAGGGCACUGCGGGGGGUGUAUCGGCUAUUAGCAGAUGGCCGUACCGGUUGUGCAUUGUUUUCAUUUUGCUUCUCAUUUGUCUUGUGUAAUUGGAUAGGGCAGUCCGUAGCCCGUCUCUGUAUGCAUAUCUCUCUCUCUCUGUCUCUCUCUCUCUCUCUCUGGUUUAUUGUCACUCUGACAUCAGGACUAUUGCAGUUGAAGGCUCUCGCUCCGACAGGGAUAUAUCAUUUUCAGCUACUAUUUCCCAGAGGCUUUUUACACACCAUACCAAGAGAGCUGUGAGGAGAGAGAGAGAACCUCUCCCUUCAUCCUGAGAGUCUGUCUGUCUGUCUGCAGAGCAUCUUUCAUGCGUCUCCUUGUGUCUCAGUCUCACAUCAACAUGAACUGUGAACAGGACUUUGGAGAGGGGGGCAUGAACGUCACCCUUACGCUACGGCUCCUCAUGCACGGAAAGGAAGUUGGCAGCAUCAUCGGAAAGAAAGGAGAGACGGUGAAGAAAAUACGACAAGAGAGCAGCGCCCGUAUCAACAUCUCAGAGGGCUCGUGUCCAGAGAGGAUCAUCACCAUCACAGGACCUACAGACUGUGUCUUCAGAGCCUUCACUAUGAUCACUCUCAAACUGGAAGAGGACCUCACAACUCUGGUCGCCAAUGGCACGGUCACCAGCAAGCCCCCCGUCACCCUACGAUUGGUCAUUCCUGCCAGCCAAUGCGGCUCUCUCAUCGGGAAGGGCGGCUCCAAGAUCAAGGAGAUCAGAGAGACCACGGGGGCACAAGUACAGGUAGCAGGAGACCUCCUUCCCAACUCUACUGAGAGAGGGGUGACGAUAUCCGGGACCCAAGACGCCAUCAUCCAGUGUGUCAAGCUCAUCUGCACUGUCAUUCUCGAGUCACCUCCGAAGGGGGCCACUGUUCCAUAUCGACCCAGCCCCUCAGGAACAGUCAUGAUCUCCGGGAACCAGGUGUUCGAGGCGUCUGAGUACGGGUCACACCCCCUCUUCCAAUUGGCCCAGGGAGGGCUGGAUCUACAACAAACUUACGCUGUACAGAACCAAUAUGGCAUUCCACAUUCAGAGUUGGCCAAGCUUCACCAGUUGUCUAUGCAGCAGCAAAGCCUGGCUGCCCAGAUGAACCAACAGCAGACCAACUCUGUCAUACCUGCAGGAAUGGACUCCAAUUCACAGACCACAUCACAGGAGCUACUCAUUCCAAAUGACCUCAUCGGCUCCAUCAUCGGGCGUCAGGGCACUAAGAUCAAUGAGAUCCGCCAGGUGUCAGGGGCUCAGAUAAAGAUUGGUAGCCAGCUGGACAGCACCAGUGAUAGAGCCGUCACCAUCACAGGGACCCCCAUCUCUAUCAACCUGGCCCAAUACCUCAUCACCUCCUGUUUAGAGACCGCCAAAUCCACCGCCCAGUCUUCCUCCAUGUCGACCCCUGCUGACCUCACCAUGGCCUACAGCCAACCGCCCUCCCCAGCCCAGUCUUCAGCUGUGGCUGCUGCCACCCUGGCUGCCAUGGGCUGCCCUGGCAUGUCCCACUCCCACCCCCACGCUGCAGUCCCCAUGAUGGGCACCCACCCCUAUGGGGCCCUCCCUCUCUCCAGCCUCCUUGGAAUGCAAUCCAUGAAAUCCAUCCAAUCUGUACCCUUCCUGGCUUUAUCCAACCCUGCCGCCAAUGCAGCCGCCGCCGCUGGGGCCCAUGCCCAGGCCCAGAUCUCCUAUACAGCGAAGAUCUCCUCGGCCAACGGGAUUGGGAAGAAACCGGACAGACAGAAGUUUGCACCAUACUGAUGACGUCCGUCUCCAUCCCUCCAUCUCUCCAGCUCUCACUUCCGUCCCUGAGACAAGAAAGAAAGGGGGGAAGAAUGGAGGGAAGGUCUGUUUUUUUGUUGUUGUUAUAUUCCUCCAUUCUCUUCUCUCUUCUAGUUGUGUAGUACAUUCUAGAGACUUUAGCUCUUAUCUUCAAUACACUAGGAGGAACUUUGGAUUGGCUCGUAUAGAAAGCUAUAUUUAUGUUGUCAGGCCAAGGAAGCCUAUCAAGCCAUAGUCUAUAUCUCAGAUGGAACCCAUCUCAGAUGGAACCCAUCUCAAAUGGAACCCAUCUCAGAUGGAACCCAUCUCAAAUGGAAUCCAUCUCAGAUGGAACCCAUCUCAAAUGGAACCCAUCUCAGAUGGAACCCAUCUCAAAUGGAACCCAUCUUACCUUUAUAGUGUUGGCCAGAGCUAAUGGUGCUCCAGGGUUCUAGAGCCCACCAGGGUUCUGAUCAAAAGUAGUGCAUUAUAUAUGGAAAAGGGUUCUGUUUGAGAUGGAGCCGUAGACUAUUCUUACCUUCACUUUUAUCCUCCUCUCACCGUCCUUUCAUUCUACGCUACUGCUUGUAUUUAUUAUUAACUUCUACUGAAAUAUUCCUGCAACGAGUUUAUACAUUUAAACACUGGUGACUGAUGCUCGACUGUAUGUUCCUGUAUCAGCUUUUAUACAAUAAUGUGUGUUCCUUCCUUUAUACAACUCCAAGUUUUUUUUUUUGUAUUUGAAGAAGAAAAAAAAUGUUUUUAAAAAUGACUUCAGACCUCUCUUUUAGUGUUAUUUUGUCAUGUUUUUUUGUCACAUUUUAUUUGAAAUGUGUUGUUUAAUUUAUUUUAUUUAUUAUGACGAGUAUUACUUUUACAAUAAAAUGUUCGUUUUUUGGGGGGAAAAUGGCUCCAGGUACUACUACCAAAACUACUAAUACUUCUCUUCCUUCCUGUCCUGAGUUUUGACUAAAGAAGGCAUUUCCUCCUGUCUCUCACCUCAGAAGUUGUAUCUCCUACUAAAGCAAGGUUUUUUAGUAACUUUAGGUUUUUGUUGAAUAGAGAAAAAGUGUUUUUCCACAUCUUAUAUGUCAAUAUAAUGAAUAAUUUAACACGCUAAAAGCAGGGUACAUGUAUUUCCAACUGUCCCACUGGGAUUUAAACAGCUAAACCCCUCUUGGGAUGAGGGAUGAGGAUGUUUUUCUCACCACAGCUGUCAAACUAAUAUGCCACUUACUAGCUAUUCUUUACUAAUUCUGCAUGUUAGCUCGGCCACACACACACACACACACACACACACACACACACACACACACACACACACACACACACACACACACACACACACACACACACACACACACACACACACACACACACACACACACACACACACACACACACACACACACACACACACACACAUUGGGCUGGGUCUUUGUGUUGACAGACUCUAUAGACCUAAAUAACCACAAGCAAGCAAUACUGAAGUGAAGGACUGCAUCUGCUGUAGCCUGCAGACCAAUAGAGACAGACAGGACAACAUAUAUACUACUACUACUACUACCACUGUAAUACAUUAUAAUUCUAUCUUACUGGGGUGUUAUUGCAUUAGAGACGUGUUGUGUUGAGUUUUUAUAAAUAUGCCGUAAAAUAUGAACUCACUUAUUUUUAUAAAAACACCGAAACGAUGUCAGUUGUAGGGAAUUCACUGUGUGUUUACUUACUAGUAAAUCACUCGUUCAUAGUCUGUCUCAAAAGCUGCCUUCUUCCCUGUACAGUGCACUACUUUUCACCACACUCGCUUGACAUAUAGUGCACUUGUAUUGGCUAGGGUGCCUUUUUCCGGCAUGCAGACAUCCCCUGAACGGUGUUGUGAAACCACUCCGUCCACCGCGCGUGUGUUUCCUGUUCUCUCCUAACGCCGCGUGUGUUUCCUGUUCUCUCCUAACGUCGCGUGAGUUUCCUGUUCUCUCCUAACUCCGCGUGUGUUUCCUGUUCUCUCCUAACGCCGCGUGAGUUUCCUGUUCUCUCCUAACGUCGCGUGAGUUUCCUGUUCUCUCCUAACUCCGCGUGAGUUUCCUGUUCUCUCCUAACGCCGCGUGUGUUUCCUGUUCUCUCCUAACGUCGCGUGAGUUUCCUGUUCUCUCCUAACGCCGCGUGAGUUUCCUGUUCUCUCCUAACUCCGCGUGAGUUUCCUGUUCUCUCCUAACGCCGCGUGAGUUUCCUGUUCUCUCCUAACGUCGCGUGAGUUUCCUGUUCUCUCCUAACUCCGCGUGAGUUUCCUGUUCUCUCCUAACUCCGCGUGAGUUUCCUGUUCUCUCCUAACGCCGCGUGUGUUUCCUGUUCUCUCCUAACUCCGCGUGAGUUUCCUGUUCUCUCCUAACGCCGCGUGUGUUUCCUGUUCUCUCCUAACGCCGCGUGUGUUUCCUGUUCUCUCCUAACGCCGCGUGUGUUUCCUGUUCUCUCCUAACGCCGCGUGUGUUUCCUGUUCUCUCCUAACGCCGCGUGUGUUUCCUAGUUCUCUCCUAACGCCGCGUGUGUUUCCUGUUCUCUCCUAACGCCGCGUGUGUUUCCUGUUCUCUCCUAACUCCGCGUGAGUUUCCUGUUCUCUCCUAACUCCGCGUGAGUUUCCUGUUCUCUCCUAACGCCGCGUGUGUUUCCUGUUCUCUCCUAACGCCGCGUGAGUUUCCUGUUCUCUCCUAACUCCGCGUGAGUUUCCUGUUCUCUCCUAACUCCGCGUGUGUUUCCUGUUCUCUCCUAACGCCGCGUGUGUUUCCUGUUCUCUCCUAACUCCGCGUGUGUUUCCUGUUCUCUCCUAACGCUGCGUGUGUUUCCUGUUCUCUCCUAACUCCGCGUGUGUUUCCUGUUCUCUCCUAACUCCGCGUGUGUUUCCUGUUCUCUCCUAACGCCGCGUGUGUUUCCUGUUCUCUCCUAACGCCGCGUGUGUUUCCUAGUUCUCUCCUAACGCCGCGUGUGUUUCCUGUUCUCUCCUAACGCCGCGUGUGUUUCCUAGUUCUCUCCUAACUCCGCGUGUGUUUCCUGUUCUCUCCUAACGCCGCGUGUGUUUCCUGUUCUCUCCUAACUCCGCGUGAGUUUCCUGUUCUCUCCUAACGCCGCGUGUGUUUCCUGUUCUCUCCUAACGCCGCGUGUGUUUCCUAGUUCUCUCCUAACUCCGCGUGUGUUUCCUGUUCUCUCCUAACGCCGCGUGUGUUUCCUGUUCUCUCCUAACGCCGCGUGUGUUUCCUGUUCUCUCCUAACUCCGCGUGAGUUUCCUGUUCUCUCCUAACGCCGCGUGUGUUUCCUGUUCUCUCCUAACGCCGCGUGUGUUUCCUAGUUCUCUCCUAACUCCGCGUGUGUUUCCUGUUCUCUCCUAACGCCGCGUGUGUUUCCUGUUCUCUCCUAACUCCGCGUGAGUUUCCUGUUCUCUCCUAACGCCGCGUGUGUUUCCUGUUCUCUCCUAACUCCGCGUGUGUUUCCUGUUCUCUCCUAACUCCGCGUGUGUUUCCUGUUCUCUCCUAACGCCGCGUGUGUUUCCUGUUCUCUCCUAACUCCGCGUGAGUUUCCUGUUCUCUCCUAACGCCGCGUGAGUUUCCUGUUCUCUCCUAACGCCGCGUGUGUUUCCUGUUCUCUCCUAACUCCGCGUGAGUUUCCUGUUCUCUCCUAACUCCGCGUGAGUUUCCUGUUCUCUCCUAACGCCGCGUGUGUUUCCUGUUCUCUCCUAACGCCGCGUGUGUUUCCUGUUCUCUCCUAACGCCGCGUGAGUUUCCUGUUCUCUCCUAACGCCGCGUGAGUUUCCUGUUCUCUCCUAACGCCGCGUGAGUUUCCUGUUCUCUCCUAACGCUGCGUGUGUUUCCUGUUCUCUCCUAACUCCGCGUGUGUUUCCUGUUCUCUCCUAACUCCGCGUGAGUUUCCUGUUCUCUCCUAACGCUGCGUGUGUUUCCUGUUCUCUCCUAACUCCGCGUGUGUUUCCUGUUCUCUCCUAACGCCGCGUCUGUUUCCUGUUCUCUCCUAACGCCGCGUGAGUUUCCUGUUCUCUCCUAACUCCGCGUGUGUUUCCUGUUCUCUCCUAACGCCGCGUGUGUUUCCUGUUCUCUCCUAACUCCGCGUGAGUUUCCUGUUCUCUCCUAACGCUGCGUGUGUUUCCUGUUCUCUCCUAACUCCGCGUGUGUUUCCUGUUCUCUCCUAACUCCGCGUGUGUUUCCUGUUCUCUCCUAACUCCGCGUGAGUUUCCUGUUCUCUCCUAACGCUGCGUGUGUUUCCUGUUCUCUCCUAACGCCGCGUGAGUUUCCUGUUCUCUCCUAACGCCGCGUGAGUUUCCUGUUCUCUCCUAACGCCGCGUGUUUCCUGUUCUCUCCUAACUCCGCGUGUGUUUCCUGUUCUCUCCUAACGCUGCGUGUGUUUCCUGUUCUCUCCUAACGCCGCGUGUGUUUCCUGUUCUCUCCUAACGCCGCGUGUGUUUCCUGUUCUCUCCUAACUCCGCGUGUGUUUCCUGUUCUCUCCUAACUCCGCGUGUGUUUCCUGUUCUCUCCUAACGCCGCGUGUGUUUCCUGUUCUCUCCUAACUCCGCGUGUGUUUCCUGUUCUCUCCUAACGCCGCGUGUGUUUCCUGUUCUCUCCUAACGCUGCGUGUGUUUCCUGUUCUCUCCUAACUCCGCGUGUGUUUCCUGUUCUCUCCUAACGCUGCGUGUGUUUCCUGUUCUCUCCUAACGCCGCGUGUGUUUCCUGUUCUCUCCUAACGCCGCGUGUGUUUCCUAGUUCUCUCCUAACUCCGCGUGAGUUUCCUAGUUCUCUCCUAACGCCGCGUGUGUUUCCUAGUUCUCUCCUAACUCCGCGUGUGUUUCCUAGUUCUCUCCUAACGCCGCGUGAGUUUCCUGUUCUCUCCUAACUCCGCGUGUGUUUCCUGUUUUCUCCUAACGCUGCGUGUGUUUCCUGUUCUCUCCUAACGCCGCGUGUGUUUCCUGUUCUCUCCUAACGCUGCGUGUGUUUCCUGUUCUCUCCUAACGCCGCGUGUGUUUCCUGUUCUCUCCUAACGCUGCGUGUGUUUCCUGUUCUCUCCUAACGCCGCGUGUGUUUCCUGUUCUCUCCUAACGCUGCGUGUGUUUCCUGUUCUCUCCUAACGCCGCGUGUGUUUCCUGUUCUCUCCUAACUCCGCGUGAGUUUCCUGUUCUCUCCUAACGCCGCGUGUGUUUCCUAGUUCUCUCCUAACGCCGCGUGUGUUUCCUGUUCUCUCCUAACUCCGCGUGUGUUUCCUGUUCUCUCCUAACGCUGCGUGUGUUUCCUGUUCUCUCCUAACGCCGCGUGUGUUUCCUGUUCUCUCCUAACGCCGCGUGUGUUUCCUAGUUCUCUCCUAACUCCGCGUGAGUUUCCUGUUCUCUCCUAACGCCGCGUGUGUUUCCUAGUUCUCUCCUAACUCCGCGUGUGUUUCCUGUUCUCUCCUAACGCCGCGUGUGUUUCCUGUUCUCUCCUAACUCCGCGUGUGUUUCCUGUUCUCUCCUAACGCCGCGUGUGUUUCCUGUUCUCUCCUAACACCGCGUGAUUUUCCUGUUCUCUCCUAACGCCGCGUGUGUUUCCUGUUCUCUCCUAACGCUGCGUGUGUUUCCUGUUCUCUCCUAACUCCGCGUGAGUUUCCUGUUCUCUCCUAACGCUGCGUGUGUUUCCUGUUCUCUCCUAACGCCGCGUGUGUUUCCUGUUCUCUCCUAACGCCGCGUGUGUUUCCUGUUCUCUCCUAACUCCGCGUGAGUUUCCUGUUCUCUCCUAACGCCGCGUGUGUUUCCUGUUCUCUCCUAACGCCGCGUGAGUUUCCUGUUCUCUCCUAACGCCGCGUGUGUUUCCUGUUCUCUCCUAACUCCGCGUGUGUUUCCUGUUCUCUCCUAACGCCGCGUGUGUUUCCUGUUCUCUCCUAACUCCGCGUGAGUUUCCUGUUCUCUCCUAACGCCGCGUGUGUUUCCUGUUCUCUCCUAACUCCGCGUGUGUUUCCUGUUCUCUCCUAACGCCGCGUGUGUUUCCUGUUCUCUCCUAACUCCGCGUUGUUUCCUGUUCUCUCCUAACUCCGCGUGUGUUUCCUGUUCUCUCCUAACUCCGCGUGUGUUUCCUGUUCUCUCCUAACGCCGCGUGUGUUUCCUGUUCUCUCCUAACUCCGCGUGUGUUUCCUGUUCUCUCCUAACGCCGCGUCUGUUUCCUGUUCUCUCCUAACGGCGCGUGAGUUUCCUGUUCUCUCCUAACUCCGCGUGUGUUUCCUGUUCUCUCCUAACUCCGCGUGUGUUUCCUGUUCUCUCCUAACGCCGCGUGUGUUUCCUGUUCUCUCCUAACUCCGCGUGAGUUUCCUGUUCUCUCCUAACGCCGCGUGUGUUUCCUGUUCUCUCCUAACGCCGCGUGUGUUUCCUGUUCUCUCCUAACGCCGCGUGAGUUUCCUGUUCUCUCCUAACGCCGCGUGUGUUUCCUGUUCUCUCCUAACGCUGCGUGUGUUUCCUGUUCUCUCCUAACGCCGCGUGUGUUUCCUGUUCUCUCCUAACUCCGCGUGAGUUUCCUGUUCUCUCCUAACGCCGCGUGUGUUUCCUGUUCUCUCCUAACGCCGCGUGUGUUUCCUGUUCUCUCCUAACGCCGCGUGUGUUUCCUGUUCUCUCCUAACGCCGCGUGAGUUUCCUGUUCUCUCCUAACGCUGCGUGUGUUUCCUGUUCUCUCCUAACGCCGCGUGAGUUUCCUGUUCUCUCCUAACGCUGCGUGAGUUCAACUUGAAUUGAUGUCUAUGCAACAAAAAAAACAUCUCUUGAUGGUUCAGCAAAAUAUAUUUGUUGUUCUGCGUAGCUGGUAGUAAUACUGAGACAAUACUAACUGAUAGGAACGUUUUUGGAAGAGGAUACAUGGGGGAUUAGCUAGGCACGCAACAAUCUGGGAACUCCACAGCCUGGUUUUCUAGAAAUACCGGUUUGAAAGAUUCCCGGAAUCAGAAGGCAUCAGGAAAUCUGCAAACCUCCAACCAGGAUUUCUAGGUAAAAACCUGGGAAUUUUGAUGAAGGUUACAAUAAUUUUGCAUCCCUAGGAUCAGCAACGUGGCGUUCGUUUUGGCUCAGUUUUUUUACCCAUACGGAUGACUAUAUAAAAGCAAUGCUCUCAUUCCAACUCUUUCUAAUGCGGAAGACACAUUUCAGUUGAAGACAUUCAGUUGUACAACUGACUAGGUAUCCCCCUUUUCCUUUAAUACACAAUAUGCACAUGACUAUAACCCAAUCAAAGGGACACGAAACAAUACAAUAUUGCACUUAAACAUGAGCGUUUCUGUUACCACGGCAGAAUAGAUACCAACAUAUUCUAUUGAUUAGAUACCAUCACACUUCUUGCAAUGUCCUUUUUUUUGUUUGCUUAAGUCCUCACAAGAAAAGUUCUGUCAUUUUGAAUCCACAUGACGUUUUCCCUCUGUUGUUUCUGUCUAUACCAUUCUAAUAAACAAAACAAUAUGCAUCUA